AUGAAAAUACUCAUUUCAGUGGUCCUAGUUUUCACACUAACCUACAAUUCCAAUUCAGAUCAGAACUACCAGAAAUUAGCUGUAAGCCUAUUAAAAUUACUUGAUCCACCAAAUAGUUCAUCAAUAUGGUCACCAACAAGUAUUGGUCUAGCAUUGAGCAUGUGUGCAGCAGGCGCCAAAGCAAAUACUCUCGAUCAAUUGCUUUUUGCUCUCGAUGCCACGACAAUUGGUCUAUUGAACACUGAAUCUAAGAAGAUUAUUAGUAAUGCGAUUGGAAAGCUCUCUGAAUCCCAAGUGAUUGUAGCCGAUCGUCUAUAUGUUCAAAAGAAAUAUCAACUCUAUCAGAAUUAUAAACAUGAUCUAAGUACCUUCUACAACGCCACUAUUGUUUCAAUAGAUUUUUCAAUGCAAAAUGCUGCUGCCAAUACGAUUAAUAAAUGGGUUUCACAAGAAACAAAAAAUUUGAUCAAAAACAUUAUUUCACCUAAUGACGUUAACUCGCACACUCGUCUAAUUCUUGUCAACUGUCUUUACUUUAAAGCUCAAUGGCUCAUACAAUUUGAGAAAGAUUUAACAAGUACAAUGCCAUUUCAAGUAACCAACACAAAUACUGUGAAUGUUCAAAUGAUGCAUAUCACAGAGUCUUUUUCCUAUAUAAAUGCAACCGACAGUAUUAAGGCACAAGUUGUUGAAAUUCCAUUUAAUACUACAAAAAACAGUAAAAAUCUUCAGCUUGUAUUCACUGUUAUUCUACCAAAUGAAGGUGUCACACUGACAACUGUGCAGAAACAACUUAGUUCAAACAUAUUAAAAAGUGUUUUAAACUCUGUUAAUGAAGCACUUAUAUUUUUGUCAUUACCAAAAUUUAAAACUCAAUCAACAUUUAAUUUGAAGAAAUCACUUCAAACUAUUAAUGUAACUGAUGUUUUUGAUGUGAAUAAAGCUAAUCUUUCAGGUAUUAGUCCAAGUCAACCGCCUUCUCUUUACGUUACGAAGGUAAUUCAUAAAGCACUUAUCAAUGUCGACGAAAAUGGGGUGACAGCAGCAGCUGUAACUGCAAUUCCUAUUGACUCAAGGGGUUUGCCUUUUGAAAAAAUAGUGUUCAAUUGUAAUCGACCAUUUCUAUAUUUAAUUCGAGAAAAAACCAGUGGACUUGUUCUUUUUGUUGGAACUUAUUAUGGAAAAUAA
Molecule: messenger RNA, 1188 nt
Organism: Didymodactylos carnosus
Lineage: Eukaryota; Metazoa; Rotifera; Eurotatoria; Philodinida; Philodinidae
Source: the annotation of a GenBank genome assembly